Blastomyces dermatitidis ER-3 is the source of this 3033-nucleotide messenger RNA. Its product is annotated as protein phosphatase PP2A regulatory subunit B. Gene Ontology annotation, molecular function: protein binding; protein phosphatase regulator activity. The record is from RefSeq and is a predicted model, not a curated record. Gene Ontology annotation, biological process: peptidyl-serine dephosphorylation. The coding region runs from base 1079 to 2503 and encodes 474 amino acids. NCBI's taxonomy places the organism in Eukaryota, Fungi, Ascomycota, Eurotiomycetes, Onygenales, Ajellomycetaceae. The transcript has 7 exons. Gene Ontology annotation, cellular component: cytosol; protein phosphatase type 2A complex.
GUUAUAGUUAAACAACCACCAGAAAGAUGAUCAUCCUGAAAGCACCCUUAGCCAGGAUUGAAAUAAAAACAAGAAGAAAUAGAGAUCAUCCAAGCCAGUCGAUAUAUUUACUACGCAGUACAGCGGCGUAGAAUCAAGACCAAACCAAACCGCAGCCAGGCGCUCCAAACCAAGUGGGAUAACUAAGUUAACUAAUAAAUAAGAGAGGUAUUUCCGUGUACCUCCCCCGCACCAAAAGCGCCGCCCGGUACCUGUGACGACACCCAGCAACCAUUUUUUUUUUUUUUUUCCCUCUCGUUGGUUCGAACUCGCUUUUCUUUUCCCGCUUCGAUCGCCAACUCAACUCUGUCUUGUCUCUUGUUCUUGUCUUUUGGCUGCGUUCUUAAAUAACUAAGUUACUAUAAUACGCAAGUAACUAGUAACUUAACUUAAGUAACUGACUACCUACGCAGUAACUAACUAGGUCUUCCAACGUCCGUCUUCAUCUUCUGCUUCUCUCCCAUUGCUCUACUCUGCUCCAACAAUCCAUAGACCCAUCUCUUUUUCCUUUUACUCUUCAGUUCGUGAUUGCUCGCUCUAGUUAGCUCUCCCUGGCUUCUCCCCUCUUCUUCCCGAUCCUCUUUACUUAAAGUUAUCCAUCCCACUACGGUCGCGACACCAGCCAGUUUACAUUCGACCCGCUUAGUUACCCUCUCCUCUCCCAAUCCCAGCCCAGGAUCACCACCCUCAACCACACAGCUCUCGUCUAUAGACCGCAAUCACUUCUUCUGCUUCAACGACCGCUACCUUUCCUUUCCGUCUCUUUUCUCGAUAGCCUACGCUACGCCUAUUCUCCGCUUAUCUCCAUCCCCUCCCUCUUCUCUCCGUUUGUCUUCCUCCCCCCGCCAUUUCGUGCCAGCUAUCCACCCUGGUCACCGUCCCUGCUCGCCCACGCCGCCCCGACAUCUGCCAAUCUCAACACGCUGAACCCCGCAGAUAAGAACAGAGGGAAAAUAAUCACACAGGCCCCACGACCUGUCAGAGCUUUUGAUUUUGCCCGUGUCACAGCCCAUCACUUAGGGUUGUCGUUCUUAGAAAGAUGGUAGACGGAGAUCCAGGUUCACCUACCUGGAAGUUCACACAAUGCUUCGGCGAUAAGGGCGAUGUGGAAGAUAUCACAGAUGCUGAUAUCAUAUCCACGGUCGAGUUCGAUCACACUGGAAAUUACCUCGCAACGGGCGAUAAAGGAGGACGAGUUGUAUUAUUUGAGAGAAACGAGACAAAAAAAACAUGCGAAUAUAAAUUCCAUACCGAGUUCCAAUCUCACGAGCCAGAAUUCGAUUACCUAAAAUCUUUAGAGAUUGAAGAGAAAAUCAACAAAAUAAAAUGGUGCAGAAGGCAAAAUGCAUCCCAUUACCUCCUUUCGACCAACGAUAAGACAAUAAAGCUUUGGAAGGUGUUUGAUAAGUCGUUAAAGGUCGUUGCCGAAAAUAACCUCUCCCAUGAUCUGACUCCGGCAGGCGCCGUGGCUGGAGGCGGCAUGCCGCGCGCCCCGCACAUUUCCUUCCGUGAUGCGUCCUCUCUCAAGCUACCUCGCCUUACGCAUCAUGACACUGUAGUCGUUGCAGUUCCUCGACGUAUCUACGCUAACGCCCACGCCUACCACAUCAAUAGCAUAUCGGUGAACAGUGACGGUGAAACGUUCAUCAGCAGCGAUGAUCUUCGAAUCAACCUGUGGAACUUGAAUAUCCAAGACCAAAGCUUCAAUAUCGUUGAUAUUAAGCCCGCGAAUAUGGAAGAACUAACAGAAGUUAUUACAGCGGCGGAGUUCCACCCAACUAGUUGUAAUUGGUUCAUGUAUGCCAGCUCCAAGGGAACUAUCAAACUCGCAGAUAUGAGGCAGAGUGCUCUCUGCGAUCAGCAUCACAAACAAUUUGAGCAAGAAGAAGAUGCGUCCGCACGUUCAUUCUUUUCCGAAAUCAUCUCUUCCAUUUCUGAUGUCCGCUUCUCGAAUGAUGGACGCUACAUAUUAUCUCGCGACUAUCUAACGGUCAAAAUAUGGGAUGUCAACAUGGAACGGCAACCUAUAAAAACUAUCCCGAUCCACGAGCACCUCCGGCCCCGCCUAUGCGAUACGUAUGAAAACGACAGCAUCUUUGACAAAUUCGAGGUAGUGUUCUCCGGCGAUGCGGAGAAUGUCAUGACGGGUAGUUACAACAAUAAUUUCAUGAUCUAUCCCUCUGAUCCCAACAAGGAGACCGAAGUUGUUCUUCAGGCGGAUAAGACUGCAUUCAAAGCAAAGAAAGUUGGAGUACCGACUCCCAUCAAUUCUUCCGCGUCAACUAAUAAGAAGGGCGGAUCGAGGGCUGGUAGUCCUGCGGGUGCCGGUGGACGGAUGAAGAAAGAAACGGACGCAGACCAGAUUGAUUUCAACAAGAAGAUCUUACAUAUGAGUUGGCAUCCUUUCGAGGAUAGCAUUGCGAUCGCGGCUACUAACAAUCUAUUCGUGUUCUCAGCUUUGUGAGUCCGAGGAGGUGAAAGAGGGAAAAUGGAAAAAGCAAAUUAAUGAGAAAAGAGAAACAAUGCUGGUAGUGCCGCUUCACCAUGCUUUCUGCCCUUGAUUAUAAUCUCCCGGUCCUGCAAAACCCCAAUCAUCCAUCUCUCUAUUGCAUACACCUACUACUACUACUACCUUGUUCAGCAAAAAACCCCGCAGUCCAGUUUAAUUCGUGCUAUCAGGGUAUUGGCAGCAGGCCUUCCGCCAGCAAAAUACAAUUUAUUUCCUUUCCAGUCUUAAACUUUCCCUACCCCUCGCAGUCCCAUCCAUCUACUCUCUUCGUGUCAUGUUACGCCCCAUUUCUCCUCAUCCCGCGUAUGAUUUUUUGUCUCUAAUUGCCGCGAGGGAAGGAAAAGCAAACAACCAUUUAUAAACUAGGCCAGAUAAUUGCGUUGACUUACUGUCGUUGCAAGGGGGGGGGGGGGGGGAAGAAAAGGAGGAGAAAGGAGAGAAAACCAGUUGCUGUGUGUGAUAUGUAUGGAUGGUAUAGAGGGUUU